AUGGCUCAACACCUCAUCAGUCAAUCGAUUUUCACUAAAUUCCAAGAAAAAUGUUCAAAGCAACUCGGUCACAGCGAAUUUGCUAUCAUACUAGGACAGAAUCGCAGUGUCUUUGUGAAAAAUGUCACACUUCAGGAUGAGGAUCAUACUACUAACAUUGCUAGAGAAACCACGACCCGCCACGUCCGUGUCCAUCCAUUAGGCGACAAUAUCAACGACAUCAACGAAGGCAGCGAUGUCAUUGGGCAGUACUUCCAAGGCGAUAUAGCACUUUCACUGGAACAAAAAAGAGAUAUCGUGGAGGAUUUUUUGGAAGGAAGUUCCGAACGUACCAAGCGUCAAGCGUUCAGCCCUAAAUUACACACGAAACUGUGGAAGGACGGGGUUGUGUACUAUUCCUUCAACAAAACGAUCAGCAAGGAACUACGUAACAUAUUCAAAAAGGCAGCCGAAUCAUGGACAAAGGAUAGUUGCGUUCAGUUCGUAAGGAAUCCUGAUGUUGAUCCGAGCGAGCCUCGUCCAACCUAUCGAACAGUUAGACCAUUUUCUACUACUGCUGCCACCACGACAACAAUCGCUCCUACAACCACCACGCUUUACGCUGCACCAAAACGAAGAUGCGAGGACCAUCCGAAGUGCCCUAUUUACGAAUUGAGCGGGAUCUGCACAAGAGAGUACUUUUCGGUACAGUUCAGGAAACAAAUGUGUCCUAAAAUGUGUAAUCUGUGUGAUUGA
Molecule: messenger RNA, 735 nt
Organism: Haemonchus placei
Lineage: Eukaryota; Metazoa; Nematoda; Chromadorea; Rhabditida; Trichostrongylidae
Source: the annotation of a GenBank genome assembly